AUGAUUUAUGCUCGUUUUAAAGAUAAAAAAGAUAUUGAAAAAUUGAGAGUCACACCAUUAUCUGAUAAUAUAAGAUCUGAUCAAUAUUUUUAUGAAAUUCUUGUUUUUACUGGUCGACGAAGCAAUGCUGGCACAAAAUCAAAAAUUCAAUUUAUUUUAUCAGGUACUAAUGAUGAAACAAAUGUUCGAACAUUUUCUGAUGCUUAUCGAAAGAUUUUUCAACGUGGUGGAAUCGAUGCAUUUAUUAUGGGUGUUCCUAAAUCAUUAGGAUUAUUGAAUUAUAUUCGUAUUUGGCAUGAUAAUUCAGGUAAAGGUUCAUCAACAUCAUGGUAUUUAAAAUAUAUUAUUGUUCGAGAUUUACGAACAAUGGAAAAUUUUCAUUUUAUUUCUCAACAAUGGUUUGCAGUUGAAAAAGAUGAUGGACUUAUUGAACGUAUUAUUCCAGUUGCUAGUGAAAUAGAAAAACGCAAAUUUUCCCAUGUUUUAUCUAAAAAAGCUUAUCAUAGUAUUUCUGAUAAUCAUUUAUGGUUUUCAAUUUUUUCUCGUCCAGCUUCAAAUAAAUUUACACGUGUACAACGAUGUACUUGUUGUUUUGUUUUAUUAUUUACUUCAAUGUUACUUAAUAUAAUGUAUUAUGAUUUAUCAACUGAAGCAAAAUCGUCGAAAAAAACACAUGGUAGUAUUUUAUCAAUUGGUCCUUUACAUAUAACUCCUGAGCAGAUUGGUAUUGGUAUCAUGGUUGAAUUGUUAUCAUUAAUUCCAAGUCUUUUAAUUGUUCAAUUCUUUCGACGUAUUCGAACUCGUCAACAAAUUUCAGCAAUAUAUAAGACGUUGUAUACAAUUAAACCAUUUUUACAAAUUUCGGCACUAUUUUUUGCUUAUUGCAUUCGAACUUCACAUGAAGAUGAAGAAGCAAAUGAAUAUAUAGACGAUAAUGGAAUUGAUUUAAAUAAUAAUGAAGAUUAUCUUCAUUCAAUUGAGUAUGAUUCUUUAUAUAAUUUUCAAUCUCGAAAACCUGUGAAUCGUCUUAAUGAAAAUGAACUAGCUAAUGCUCGUCAAUAUCGUUUAAAAGAAAUUCAAAAGUGGUCAAUUAUUCGAGAAUUUUUCAUUUAUUUAACAUUUUUAACAUUAAUUUGUAUAAUAGCUUAUUCAAAUCGUGACUAUAAUAGUUUUCUUCAAGUUCAUCAUUUACGAAAAUAUUUUCUUAAUUCAAGACAAAUUAAUUAUGAUUAUACAAAGAUUUCAACAAUAAAUGAAUAUUGGAAAUGGUUAGAAAAUAGUUUUGUCUCAAAUCUUCGUGCUCAACAAUGGUAUAAUGGUGAUACUCCACGAAAUUUAAAUGGUUAUAUAAAUGAUAAAUCGAAUCGAAUAAUUGGCUGGUCAAUAAUGAGAUAA
Messenger RNA from Rotaria sordida, 1395 nucleotides. The record is from the annotation of a GenBank genome assembly. NCBI's taxonomy places the organism in Eukaryota, Metazoa, Rotifera, Eurotatoria, Philodinida, Philodinidae.